Equus caballus (horse) is the source of this 2558-nucleotide messenger RNA. It is a transcript of the gene FECH, whose product is annotated as ferrochelatase. The record is from RefSeq and is a predicted model, not a curated record. Lineage: Eukaryota; Metazoa; Chordata; Mammalia; Perissodactyla; Equidae. Gene Ontology annotation, molecular function: protoporphyrin ferrochelatase activity. Gene Ontology annotation, cellular component: mitochondrion. Gene Ontology annotation, biological process: heme biosynthetic process.
CACGCGAGAUAACGCGGCGUGGGUUGGCGGUUAGGUGCUGUGCGGCGCGGCGGUGGCGGGGCCCGCUGCUGAGCGCGGUGCCGCGGGAGGAACCCAGCUCCCGGGCAGCGGCUGCCCGGGGAAUGAUUUCGGUCGGCACCGACAUGGCUGCGGCCCUGCGGUCUGUGGGCGCCCUCCUCCGCGAUCGACUGCAUGGCAGCUCAAGGGCCCGUCAGCCGUGGAGGUGCCAGUUGAAUGCAGCCACAGCGGCAGGAGCGUCAGAAACAGCCCAACGUGCCAGAAGCCCCAAACCGCAAGUUCAACCUGGGGAAAGAAAGCCGAAAACAGGAAUAUUAAUGCUGAACAUGGGAGGCCCUGAAACCCUUGGAGAAGUUCAUGACUUCCUUCUGAGGCUCUUCUUGGACCGAGACCUCAUGACACUUCCUAUUCAAAAUAAGCUGGCACCAAUCAUCGCCAAACGCCGAACCCCCAAAAUUCAGGAGCAAUACCGCAGAAUUGGAGGCGGAUCCCCCAUCAAGAUGUGGACUUCCAAGCAAGGAGAAGGCAUGGUAAAGCUGCUGGACGAGUUGUCCCCACACACCGCCCCUCACAAAUACUAUAUUGGAUUCCGGUAUGUCCAUCCUUUAACAGAAGAAGCAAUUGAAGAGAUGGAGAGAGAUGGGCUUGAAAGGGCUAUUGCUUUCACACAGUAUCCACAGUACAGCUGCUCUACCACAGGCAGCAGCUUAAAUGCCAUUUACAGAUACUACAAUGAAGUGGGAAAGAAGCCUGCGAUGAAGUGGAGCACUAUUGACAGGUGGCCCACACAUCCCCUUCUCAUUCAGUGCUUUGCAGACCACAUUCUGAAAGAACUGGACCAUUUUCCACAUGAGAAGAGAAGCGAGGUGGUCAUUCUUUUUUCUGCUCACUCACUGCCGAUGUCUGUGGUCAACAGAGGGGAUCCCUAUCCUCAGGAGGUGGGUGCCACUGUGCAGAGAGUCAUGGAUAAGCUGGGUUACUCCAACCCCUACCGACUGGUUUGGCAGUCCAAGGUUGGUCCUAUGCCCUGGCUGGGUCCUCAAACAGACGAGACUAUCAGAGGACUUUGUGAGAGGGGAAGGAAGAAUAUCCUUUUGGUUCCAAUUGCGUUUACCAGCGAUCACAUUGAAACACUGUAUGAACUGGAUAUCGAAUACUCACAAGUUCUAGCCAAAGAGUGUGGAGCUGAAAACAUCAGAAGAGCAGAGUCUCUUAAUGGAAAUCCAUUGUUCUCUAAGGCCCUGGCAGAUUUGGUGCACUCACACAUCCAGUCCAACGAGCUGUGCUCCAAGCAGUUGACUCUGAGUUGUCCGCUCUGUGUGAAUCCUGUCUGCAGGCAGACUAAAUCCUUCUUCACCAACCAGCAGCUGUGACCCCGCAGAGGACCCUUGGGAUUAGGCAAAUGCCCAACCUCCAGAUACCUCCGACAUGGAGGAGGACAUAUUUAGAGAUCAAGGAAGGAAGUGACAUUAGUAUAUGUGCGGACUUUGGGCACAAAUUGUGUGAUUUCUUGACGAACAGACUCUGAAAUCCUUAUUGAGGCUUUUCUGUUUUAUAUACUGAAACAGUAAGCAUUUAUAGUCACUUGCUCUGGGCAAAGAGACUACUUUGGAAUGUCCACUAGGCUAUUUUAAAAAGGAGUUUUAAAAAUUUAUCUUAUGAGAUGCACGUGUAUUUUAAAUACAGAUUUUGUUUUUUAUUACCUAAAAAACCUCCUGCAAGGGUACAGAAUCCCCUCCGUGAGCUGUCAUUAUGAAUAUGUUUACAGUCUCAUGCAUAUAGGUUUUUUUUAUGUGAACACAGCUGAGUAAACGAGAUAUAGCUUGAAGCAGAAGUGUUACCUAACCUUUCCUAAGCUGUGGGCCACAGAAUGCCGGUGAGCGGUGGGGUUGCUUGCAGUGGUUGCUUUUGCCAGUGCUGUCACCAUUUUGGUACUUGUGUAUGAGCCGCACUUUCCUCACCAUCAAACCAAAUCGAGUACAGAUUUCAAAAGUGCUUUGAGAUUCCCAGGCACACAAGGCUGAUAGACGUGUGGAAGUCCAGCGUGUGUCGUACCCGCCCGGGGGGGAAGCUGUGGAGCGCAGCCUGGGGCCUCCCGCUGCUCCCUGCCUCCAAGGACAAGGAUGCCGGGCCUCGUCUGCAGAGCUCCUCCCAGGACCCCAGCGAGCUUUCCAUUGAGCAUCUUUCUUUUGGUUGAAUGUCUCCUUUCUGCAUAUUUGUUUGAAGAAUUAUAAAGUCAACUGUGUUUUGUAAGCUUGGAUUCUUUCUUCAUUUAUAAUUUUUUAUUAUAAAAAUUAUAUAACAUGCUAUAGGAACUUUGAAAAAUAAAGAAAAGACAACUAACCACUCUAAUGCAAUAGCUAUUAACGAUAUUGUGUUUCACGUCAGCCUUUUCCUUUCCUGUGGAUAUUUUUGAUGCCACUGUAACCUUGAGUUUGUGAGUGAAAAGGUGUUCCAAAAUGUACAAGUACUGCAGGAUCAGAAUCUGAUCUUCCAUGCUUGGGUUUGAAUGGAUUAAAAAGUCUCUGAUGGAUCCAUAA